AUGACUGCAGGUCUGGAGAAAGCCUGCCACCGGUGCAUAUCUAAAAUUGCCAGCAAUGCAUGGUUUAUAUUUGGGCUCCUUGCUUUCCUUGCCUUACCACUGUCCAUGACUUUUACAGGAAUGAAGUUUUUGGAAGAUUGCCCAGUUCAGCCACUAAUUCCAUUAUAUCUGUUGGUGGGUGGCGUGAUUGGCAGCUUAAAGGUGACUCUCCUGCUGUACGACUCAACCAGGAUGAGGCAGCUGCUUUCCAAGUCUGUUGUGAUUGAUGAUGAUGACGACGAUGAAUAUCCCUGGAGGCAGAAUGCUCACAAGUACUACAUCCAUCUAACCCUCAGCCUUUUCCUCUUUCUCUGGUUCAUUCUUGGGAACUACUGGGUUUUUUCUGUGUACCUGCCAAAUUUCAUCCCACCUUUCCAUCAGCCUCAGGAUUACUGUGACAAAAUUCUGUACAUUUUUGCUGUUGGUGUUCUCAUUAUUAGCCAUACUGUUCUCUUUCUCCUUAUCUUCUGUAGCUGCUGCAUAUAUUGUUUUUCCAGGCAAAGAUACUCUUCUGAGGAAGACUAAAUGCCACAUAAAUAAAGCCCCAGAUGUUUGGGAAAGAGUGUACAACAAAGAGCAAGCAAUAAUUCACCCUUGUGUACAUCUUUGUUGUACUAUAUAUAUGUAUGACAGCACUCAAGUGCAAAAGGAAAUGGUAAAACACAGUGCCAUCUGGAAAUAGCUAAGCUGGAAUACAGCACAGACGAUGUAAAAUUGCUGCUACAGAUGCCAGGGUGCACUUUUGCUAACUUCUGCAUCCCUGUUUUAACUCUUGGAUAUUCUGUCUGGAGUAAGCUCUUGCAGAUGACAAGCUUCUCUGAAACCAGGUCCCCUUACAUUGUUUCAGCAUAGCAAAUCUUUGCCUACAAAAGUAGCCAUGUUGCCGUUUUCACUGGGGUCUGAACAUCUCUGUAGCCUUGCUGAGGCAUGUCACUGUCCCUGCAUUACAGGUGAGGGAGCUGAGACAAAGAGAUAAAGAGCUGUAUUCAGGUGUCCUCGCAUG
Messenger RNA from Apus apus (common swift), 1042 nucleotides. RefSeq names its product transmembrane protein 272 (gene TMEM272). The transcript has 4 exons. Bases 1 to 564 code for a protein of 187 amino acids. The record is from RefSeq and is a predicted model, not a curated record. NCBI's taxonomy places the organism in Eukaryota, Metazoa, Chordata, Aves, Apodiformes, Apodidae.